AUGCUUAUCAUAUUGCAAGAGUUGAUGUACCGGACCUACGUUGAAUGCGAAGGAAAGGCCCCCCGCCGCGACCAGAUUCCCAAACCAUGCGAACAUUUCGACCUGAUAGCCGGUACGGGCACCGGCGGACUGAUUGCCUUAAUGCUGGGCCGGCUGCGCAUGGACAUCGAAACCUGCAAAGAGGUGUAUAUCCGGAUGACCCGGCGGGUGUUUGAGACAGACAAGACAAUAGCCGGUAUACCGUACCGGACGACGCUGUUCAAGGCGUCGAAACUGGAGGAUGCGAUAAAGCAGUGUGUGCGGGAUCAUACAGUGGAUGAAGAAGAGGGGAACGACGGGACAACGGCGACGAGUGCAAAUCCCUUUAUGCGGAGUGCGUCAACGGCGACACUGCAGCGACGGUUGAGCCGGUCGAGUGUCAGUACGACGAAUACGUCUGUGCCUACGUCACCGGUGACCAGCCAGACGCUGACGGUGGGCGGGGGCCAGGUAUGGGGGGAUCCAAAUGCGAAGCUCUACGACAACCGGGAGAACCGCACCAAGACCGCUGUAACGGCUGUGUAUAAGGGGACACCAAAGACCGGGACAUCAAUACUCCUACGGUCCUAUGACUCACGGCGAGAACCACCGCCGGAGUUCAACUGCACGAUCUGGCAGGCUGGACGUGCGACUGCUGCCACGGGACUGGCCUUCAAGCCCAUCCAAAUCGGCCAACACAUCUUCCUGGACGAAGGGGCCGGCAAAUACAACCCCAGCCCGCAGAUACUGGACGAAGCCGUAGUAAACGAGUGGCCCGGGCGAGAGGUUGGGGCGUUUAUUAGUAUUGGGACAGGCAAACGGCCGCAGGGCGCGACAUCACCGCCGCACGAGUGGUGGGAGGAUGUCUUCCGGGAUUCGCUAGGCAACUUUGCAGAGGCACGACGACGGCUGAUAGCGAAGAUCGAGGGCUGUGAGGCGACGCACCAGUUUAUGGUGAAGGACCAUCUGGUCAAACGCAACGUGCCCCGAGAGGUGUACUACCGGUUCAACGUCGAGGUUGGCGUGGGCGAGUUUGGGAUGAACGAAUGGAGCCGGCUGGCGGAAAUCAGCACAAACACACGCAUGUACCUGGCGAAGAAUGAGGUGCAACGGAUGAACUACGAUGCCGCUGUGAGGCUGGCUCGAGUCGACCGAAUGCACAAGAGGUUAGAAGGGAGGUCGGGGGUACCGUUGGCAGCAACAAACGAGGCCCUGGAGGAGCGUAAGAACCAGCCGGUGCCCCCAAUCCCACCACUGAAGUAUAGAGAAGAAGCUGUCGACGAGAACGUCUUCGAGCUGCCUGCCGUCGAGCUGCCGGCCGAAGAGCAUCUCCAGCAGAACCGGACUCCAAUCCAGAGCCAGAACCAGAGUCAUCAUCGGCCAGGUACGUCACAGAGCUCGACGGCCAUCAGCUUCAGUUCGUACGACGACAAGUUCGCCGUCCUGCCCGGUAACGAUGACGGACGAGACCUACCAGAGCCUGUCCCUGCGUCUGCCGGCCGCCGCAGCUCAGAGGUGCUCCCUAUCUCGCCAGCGCGACGCAGUCAGGAUAGCCACAGUCAACAUCAGCCCUCGUCGUCCAUCGACUCGACCCGAGCGAGCAGUCUGGACGCUCACUCAGGCCCUGCAGGACCACCGCCGACAGGACCACCACCGCCUUUACCACCCAAGACACCCAUCCCGUAUCCUGUCAGCAGCGAGGACGUCACCAUGGGCGCAGUGUCGAUGCCCUCGUUGCCGCCGCGCAACCCAGACAGGCCAGUCUCUAUCGUGGGCCCGCCGCGGAAGUACAAGCUACCGUACCCAGACGAUGGUCCGCCACCGGUCAACCGCACGCGGAAGCCUACCUACAACUCUAGUUAA
This is a messenger RNA of Trichophyton benhamiae CBS 112371, 1881 nucleotides long. RefSeq lists its product as uncharacterized. Gene Ontology annotation, cellular component: membrane. The transcript is spliced from 2 exons. Gene Ontology annotation, biological process: arachidonate metabolic process. The coding region runs from base 1 to 1881 and encodes 626 amino acids. Lineage: Eukaryota; Fungi; Ascomycota; Eurotiomycetes; Onygenales; Arthrodermataceae. The record is from RefSeq and is a predicted model, not a curated record.